CUAGAACCUUCGUCUUCCUUCUUGCCCUGAAAUUUUGCACAUUUCGUCUGCAUUUUUGCCCAAAUUCAACUCUUGUUUUUACAAAAAAACCCAUAAAUUUAGUAUACCAGAACUUUCUUAAAGGGGAUAGCUCAGCGCCAGCCAUGAUUCUGGCAGUUAUCAACAACUUUCCUCAAAUGUCAGUUUGUCCUUUAGAUUCCAUUUAUGUUAUCUGUUUUUAACUGAAAUUUUGCUCAAAAGCCCUAAUCUACUCUAGAUUUGGUCUUUGUGUAUACCAAUCUGUUUGAUCUUUCAUCACAGCAAGCUUUAUUUUAUUUUAUAUAUUCUCGGGUUUUCUGCAAAGUUAGAUGAACCCAUCUGAGUUUUCAAAGAAAAAUCGUGAGAUUUGUGAUUAUCUUGUUGUAAUUUGUUUGGUCUAAUUAUCGUCGUGCAAACUUUAAUCUUAUAUUUCCUAGGUUUUGAUGCAAAUUUUGAUGAACCCAUCUGAGAUUUGUGAUUGAUCUUGUUCUGAUUUAUUGGGUUUUAUCGUCGUUGUCGGUAGUACGAAUUUCAAUCUUCUAUUUCCUGAGUUUUGCUGCAAACUUGAAUAAAACCCAUCUGAGUUUGAGUUUUUAAACAAAAGAUUCUGGAUUUGUGAUUCGUUUGGGUUUAUUAUCUUGGUAAAUUAAAACCCAUCGAUAAAGACUUGUGAAUUAGAAGGGAUCGAUUAUGAAUCCUUUCUUCUCGGUCGUUAAGGAGGAGUAUCCAUCAAGUGGUGGCGACGGCGUAAGGCUGCCGACGGCGAUUCAAGCACCACUUCCACAGCCAAUGGAGGGUCUUCAUGAUGCUGGGCCCCCACCUUUUUUGACGAAAAUCUAUGAUAUGGUCGAUGACCCAAGUAUUGACCACAUUGUUUCUUGGAGCAGAGGGGGUCAAAGCUUCACUGUAUUGGAUCCACAUGCUUUCGCCACUAAUCUCCUCCCUCGAUACUUUAAACACAACAAUUUCUCUAGUUUUGUCAGGCAACUCAAUACUUAUCUAGAAGAAGAUGUGAUUGAUUAUGGCAAAAGAUGGGGCUACGAAAUGAUGAAUGAAGAAUAUGGGAAAUUAGGUUUUAGAAAGAUAGAUCCUGAUGUGUGGGAGUUUGCGAAUGAAGCGUUCGUGAGGGGUCAAAGACACGUUUUGAAGAACAUCAAGAGAAGACGCGCGCCUUCUUCCUCUUCAUCAUCAUCUUCAGCUACUUCUCAGGGUUGUCCUGAAUCAUUCGGAUUGGAUGAAGUUGGGCGUCUGAAACACGAAAAGCAAGUUCUGAUGAUGGAAUUAGUAAACCUCCGACAACAGCAACAGAACACUAGGGCUCAACUUCAAGCCAUGGAAGUCAGGAUCCGUGGGACAGAGAAAAAACAGCAGAAGGUGAUGAGUUUCUUGGCGAAAGCUAUGCAAAAUCCUGAAUUUGUCAGAAAGUUAGUCCAACAUGGUAGAAGACAGGACCUUCUAGACGCCAUUAGAGGGUUUGAUGGUGUUGAAAGUGGCGAAUCCAGUGGAACCAGAAACAAGCUUAUUAAAGAUGAACCAGAGGAGGAGGAGUUUUCUCAGGUGUCUGAGCUUGAGGCACUUGCUUUAGAGAUUCAAGGAUUUGGUAGAGCCAAAAGAAACCAAGAGGAAGAAGAAGAAGAAGAAGCUAAUCAUAUGUGUGAGGGGAAUGAGAACGAGAAAGAACUUGAUGAUGAAUUCUGGGAAGAGUUGUUUAGCGAAAGAUCAGAUUGGAAGCAUAUUCUGCUGACUGAAAUGAAGUUGCUUGUUCUCAAAGAUUGAUCUGAGGAUAUUGAAGCGGUCCAACCGGAGAUUCAAUUGCUGUGCAGCUAUUGAUCGAUGGCUAUUUGAGCUAUUUCUUUCAUCAUAAGAAAACCCAGUAAAUGGGUUUUACUUACAAGGGUUGAUAUGUUAAUUAAAUAAAUAUAUUUCGAUAUAUUACAUGUUGUAUUAUUCACCUGUAAUUUAAUGAUGGG
Lactuca virosa is the source of this 1988-nucleotide messenger RNA. Lineage: Eukaryota; Viridiplantae; Streptophyta; Magnoliopsida; Asterales; Asteraceae. The record is from the annotation of a GenBank genome assembly.